GCAAAAACAGCAACAGCGCUGAGCUGCUCUUUUUCUCUCUCUUCUUUAUCCCCAAAUGGCAGCUUCCUCCUCCAUUCCCUUUACUCUUCGUCUAGCCUCCGUUUCCAAAAAGAAAACAGCCCUUACUCUAAGCCAAAGUGUCAAAACGCGCAGCAGCUCUGCCAUGAAGAAGCAUCUCGUUUUUUUAACUUGCUCACUUUUACUCUUUAACUUCUUCCUUUUUUUCGCCAUCGAAGAUGACAUCACUUGUCUCCAAGGCCUGAAAAGCUCCCUCAACGACCCGGAAUCCCGUCUUUCCACGUGGAGCUUCACCAACAGCUCAUCAACCUCCGUUUGCAAUCUCACCGGCGUCUCAUGCUGGAAUGACAAGGAAAACCGAAUCAUUAGCCUCCAACUCUCUUCCAUGAAGCUGUCGGGUCAGUUGCCGGACUCUUUGAAGUACUGUCGGAGCCUCCAGAAUCUAUAUCUUUCCAAUAACUCUCUCUCCGGUCCCAUUCCUAACGAUAUCUGCUCUUGGCUUCCUUAUCUCGUACGUCUCGAUCUCUCCGGUAACCGUCUCUCCGGUUCUAUCCCUCCUCAGAUCGUUAACUGUAAGUUCCUAAACGACCUCGUUUUAGACGAUAACAAGUUGUCCGGUUCGAUCCCUUACGAGCUUGCCAGGUUGGACCGGCUUAAACGGUUUUCCGUUGCGGAUAACGACUUGUCCGGCUCGAUCCCGUCUGAUCUGGCGAGAUUCGGCAAGUACGGUUUUGACGGUAACAGUGGACUUUGUGGGAAACCUUUAUGGAAAUGCGGUGGAUUGAGCGGUAAAAAUCUUGGAAUUAUCAUAAUAGCCGGUGUCAUCGGGGCCGCCGUUUCGUUAAUCGUCGGUUUCGUGGUUUGGUGGUGGUUCUUUCUCGGAGCUGGUGCAGGCGAAAAAAGAAAGAAAAGUUACGGCUUUGAGGGCAAAGAUGAUAGUAGUUGGAUUGAAUUGUUGAAAUCUCAUAAGCUUGUUCAAGUUUCUUUGUUUCAAAAGCCUAUAAAUAAGAUUAAAUUGGCGGAUUUAUUGGUUGCAACGAGCGAUUUCGAUUCGGACAAUGUGGUGAUUUCGACGAGGACAGGAGUUUCGUACAAGGCGGUGUUGCCCGACGGAUCUGCGUUGGCGAUUAAGAGGUUAAGCGCUUGUAAGCUUAGUGAGAAACAGUUUAGGUCGGAAAUCAAUAGGUUAGGACAACUUAGGCAUCCGAAUUUGGUUCCUCUUUUAGGGUUUUGUGCUGUGGAAGAAGAGAGGUUUUUGGUUUAUAAGCAUAUGCCUAAUGGGACAUUGUAUUCUCAGUUGCAUGGAGCAAGUGUUGUUGGUUUUGGGGAUGGGACGUUUGAGAUUUUGGAUUGGUCAACAAGGCUUAGGAUUGGUGUUGGUGUGGCUAGAGGCUUAGCCUGGCUUCACCAUGGAUGCCAACCGCCCCAUGUGCAUCAGUAUUUCAGUUCCAAUGUUGUGCUUCUUGAUGAUGAUUUUGAUGCUCGAAUAACGGAUUUUGGCUUGGCAGGAUUGAUGGGGUCUCGUGAUUCGAAUGACAGUUCAUUUAUGAAUGGGGAUUUAGGGGAGUUUGGUUAUGUGGCUCCUGAGUAUUCUAGUACUAUGGUUGCUUCUUUGAAAGGGGAUGUUUAUAGUUUUGGGGUUGUGUUGUUGGAGUUGGUUUCGGGUCAAAAACCAACUGGGAUUAGCAAUUCAGAGGAAGGAUUUAAAGGGAAUUUGGUGGAUUGGGUUAAUCAGUUGUUCAGCAAAGGUCGAGGCACGGAUGCUGUUGAUAAAGCCUUGUUUGGAAAGGGUCAUGAUGAUGAAAUUAUGCAGUUUCUGAGAGUUGCUUGUACUUGUGUAGUUCCUAGGCCAAAGGACAGACCUUCUAUGUACCAGGUUUAUGAAUCGUUGAAGGGCAUGGCCGAGAAACGUGGUUUCUCUGAACAGUAUGAUGAAUAUCCAUUGAUCUUUGGGUAACAAGAUCAUGAUUACAAGGAGUAAACUUGGUGGGGGGAAUAGGAUAAGAAGCAGAAAAAACUCGUUUAUCUUCUUUGACAGUUGCAGCAAUUGGACAUAUCUGUGCAUUAUGCAAUGCUCUUUUUUUAAGGCAUUUUCAGCAAUUGGUAUGAUUUCCACUUGAACAGGAUUCCCUGUUCUGUUGUAAAUUACAUGAAAUGAACCAUUAUGCACUUAAUCACUAGCUUUAAUGCAGUUGAAAUUUUCUUUAUUAUCCUCGUAAUGCUUAAUUCAGCUUUUGAAUUCCUGUGAGUUCUAGGAGUUGCUCCGUUUCUGAAAGUUUCUCAGGUAUACAGGAUAACAGGAACGCAAGCAGGAAGAUUAUGUCAGGUUAAUGUUGCGGGAAUGAAAUCUUAUUAUCAGUUCUUGUUGCGAUUCAAAUUUUGAACAUUGAUGUGAUCGCUGUUUUCUGUUU
This is a messenger RNA of Durio zibethinus, 2429 nucleotides long. The record is from RefSeq and is a predicted model, not a curated record. Lineage: Eukaryota; Viridiplantae; Streptophyta; Magnoliopsida; Malvales; Malvaceae.